ACACCUGUCAAAGCUUCCUUUUUAUAAACAAUAACAAGAAAUGCAUUUACCAGGCACCGUAUUCACCACUUCUUCUUGUGAUAUGUAAUGUAAUCAAACACAGUGAUCUAAACAUGUCCCUGACCGCACCCGACUGUGAUAUACCCGAACCAAGACAACAAUCAAAAAUAAGUGACAAAAAUUUAAUUUCUUAUAAUGAGGUGGCCGCCAGGCUGCUCGAUGACAAACUGUACCUCACGGCCCUCGAAUUGCACUCUGAAUUCAUCGAGGCCGGCAAGGAACUGAAAAUAUUAUCGAAUUUCUUUUCAAAUCCCGGAAAUUUCGAGGGACAAACCCAAGAGUUUAAUUCUCGCCUUUCACGCUCAGGCAGUCAAGCCACUUUGGAUAGUUUGGACUUGACAAGAUAUUCAGAAGAUGGAGCUAUUGGGGAUGAAAGAGUGGCUGUGUUGGAGUUUGAGCUUAGAAAGGCAAAAGAUACAAUAAAUGCCUUGAGAAACAAUUUAACUUUUGCAACUGAAUCAGAGACUAGCACCCCCACCAAAGGGUCUUUAAGAAACAUAGCAGGAACAUCAAUAAAGCCACAUGAACAAAGGGCAUUAAACUUUUUGAUAAAUGAGUAUUUGUUAUUGCAAGGAUAUAAACUCACUUCUAUUACCUUUGCAGAUGAAAAUCAACAGCAGGAUUUUGAUGAUUGGGAUGAUGUAGGGCUCAAUAUCUCUAAACCACCUGAGCUAGUUUAUUUAUAUAGAGAGGGGCUGAAACAGAGUGGGCAAAAUGGGGUUGCAGUUGCCACCCAAACUGACUUUGAAAAUGAACAGGAGAACAUUAUUAGGGAACAGGACUGCGAACUGGAAAAACUAAAAUCCAAAGUGUAUUUUCUCGAAGCAGAUUUAGCAGAGCUACAAGCCUUAAACGAAAGCUAUUUGAAGGACACACCCGACCAGAAAGUCUCCGACUGUAGCGACUCCUCCCCAGAAAAGUUCCAAAUAGUCCACGAAACCACAUUUAAAAAAACCUACACCGAAGACAAUUUCUCCUGCAAUAGUCCGAACUGGACCAAAAUCAACAUAAAAGAUAAUAACGAAUCAUUCACCAAACACGUCCACAAGUCAUGUUACCUUGAUAUCAACCCCGCAACCCACUAUGACAUACAUCACUCCUUGACCAAUGAUAUUGACGUCGACAAGCUGAUCCAUAAUCUGACACAAUCCUUACUAAAAUUAAUACCAAACAUCAUACUAAACAAACGUGAGGAGGCCAUUCCAUUGUUGAUGAUGGCCGUGCAGUUGAAUACCAAAGCAAGCGAGAGGGAUAAAUUGUUGCAGCAGUUGUUUCAUUUGAAGAAGCGCCCCAAUGAAGAGGAACGGGCGGUUAUUUUGGCUGCUGUCAUUGCUAUAGCUAAGAACGCUGGAGAACAAAUGGUGGAGAAUGAAGUUUUGCCGCAGUGCUGGUUGCAGUUGACUCAUAAGCACGUGGAGAGACGGCUGUUAGUGGCUGAGGCGUGCACUGUUUUAAUACCAUACGUUUCCGGCCCGAUCCGGAACUCCCUGGUGCUCUCUAUGCUCCAGCAAAUGCUCGAAGAUAAAGAGGAAAUAGUGAGACAGCAAAUUAUCAAAGCGUCCGCCCUACUCUUUUGUUACUGUUGCGAUCCCGACAAGUAUCCACAAUGCGAAACGAUUGCGUUCAGUAGUUUGAAGGACUAUAGCAACGCCGUUACUCAUUUGAGUAUACAGGUGUUGUUCCCUGUGCUUGCCAAAUGGGCAUUAAAUGAUGGUCUCCUAUGUACGAGCCUUUUAAAGAAACUCCUGCACCAGUUAAACCAACUAGUAAAAAACAUUGAAUCUCAUGCAAAAAUCGGCCAGGAAAUGGACCAACUGCACCGAAUUUUAUCCGUAAUCGACAAUUUGCUACCCUAUUUGCUUACGAAUAUCGCUUACCACGACAACGUGAUAAGCAACAUUGAAAAAGAUGUGAUAAUACCUAUUAGAUCUGAUUUCAAGAAUCUCUGCACCGGAUUAACCAAUCCCGAAAUAUUUAUGAAAUCCGAAUUAAAUUUCGGCACAGUUCUCUCUGAAUUUGACAGAUACGUCUCUGAUAAUCCUAAUAUAAGCUGGCCAGAAAUGGAUUGGGUCGUCGAUGUUAUGCUUCCAGAUCUUCUUAAUAACCUCCAUCACAUCGAGCUGGCCCAACAAACCCUCCUGGAGGGUUUUCUCAACCUUUUCAAACAUAUUUGCAUCGUUUUCGGGCACGGCUUCAUCAAAUAUAAAUUGCGCCCUAUCCUGCACAAAAAAAUCCAAAACUUAGAACAACUGAUAAGUAGCUUCAAUCAGUUCUGUCCCAGUUUGAACGUGGUGCCCAUAUACAUCACCUUGUUGACCUACAUGAAGGAUUAUGACGAAAUAUCCACCGUUUUGAGGAAAUUUUUAUGUGCGUUGCCAUUAUGUGGAAGUCCUCUGGACUGUUUGGAUAUUACUGUGAGAAAAUUGUGUGAGGAAGGAUUACAGGGUAUUGUGGUGGAUUGUCUGUGGAGCGGUGUGGUACACCAGCGCCCUCUAGUAAAAUCCGCCUCGGCAAAUUUAUUUUGCGCGAUUAUCAGUAAUUGUGGUGAAGAACUGCUUAAGUCAAAGGUGGUCGGUGCUAUUGUGACUCUAGCUAAUGAUAGUGACAUCUUGGUUCGGACCGCAACUAUUCCAGCUCUGGGUCGCCUAAUAACCAACUGCAACGUCAAAGAAAUCCAGGACAAAUCGUACAUGCAACUUCAAACCCUAUUAAACGAUUCGACGUUGAAGGACAACCACACGUUAUCCAGACAACUGAUCGUUACUCUGGGGAAUAUUUUCGUUAGUAGUAACAGCAGCUUUAGAAACGAUGUAAUCCUUCCUCAGCUGACGACUUACGCCAUGUUCAUGUCACAAAUGUCAAAUCACACCAGAAAAAUCGAUAUGGCGCUCGCGCUGGUCGAAGCGUUUACUCACGUGGUCUACAGUCCAUUGAUGAGUAUCAAUAAUGUCGUCAAGCCUGGAUUAAAGCAUUUAGAGUCUGUAAUCGCUGAGAACCCCUCCCUUUCCGUACACCACGAGACGGUUUUGUCGAUGAUUAAAGAAUGCGAUAACAAAUCGAGCGGGAGCGGACCUGCGUCGCCCGUGGGUCUCAAUGCAAACCAGGGAGUGGAGGACAUGCGCCAAAGGAUGAGCAAAAUUUUCAAUAAGCCCAACGUGCACACAAACUUACAAGGGAUCUUUAAAAAGAAGUAGUUGUCUAAGCUUUAUGUAGUUUAAGCUCAAAAUGAUAUACGAGUUAUUUUUUUAAAGUUUAUUAAUGCGGUUGUGAAUAUUGUUGCAUUUUAGAGGUUUGGAUAAUGCCUAGUAUUGUGGCACCCGAAUUUCACCACUGUAAAAGUCUUUAUAUUUGCUUUAUGAAAUUAUCAGAUGUACUUAACUAUUUUUUACUUAUUAUUAUUAAACGGUUAUAUAGUUACCUCUUU
Molecule: messenger RNA, 3484 nt
Organism: Anthonomus grandis grandis
Lineage: Eukaryota; Metazoa; Arthropoda; Insecta; Coleoptera; Curculionidae
Product: RAB11-binding protein RELCH homolog
Exons: 14
Coding region: 114-3254 (1046 amino acids)
Biological process (GO): intracellular cholesterol transport
Cellular component (GO): recycling endosome; trans-Golgi network
Molecular function (GO): protein binding
Source: RefSeq, a predicted model, not a curated record